This is a messenger RNA of Teleopsis dalmanni, 824 nucleotides long. Its product is annotated as transformer-2 protein homolog beta-like. The coding region runs from base 1 to 573 and encodes 190 amino acids. The transcript has 5 exons. Lineage: Eukaryota; Metazoa; Arthropoda; Insecta; Diptera; Diopsidae. Gene Ontology annotation, molecular function: RNA binding. The record is from RefSeq and is a predicted model, not a curated record.
AUGAGCAAGCAAGCAGAAUCACGCAAAUCCAAAUCACGACGUGAUUCUCAUGGGACUUCCGCUGGAAGAAGUACAGUUGAUCUGAAGAAACGUUCUACUUCAUUAUCUGAAUAUAGAACCAAGAACUCGGCAUCCAAGUCAUAUAGUCCAAACACAGAGAGCUUGCAAAAAUAUAAGGAUCACUUAUAUCAAAAAGGACGCUAUGGUAACAGAUUCAACCCGAAACCAAACAAGGUAGUUGGAGUUUUUGGUUUAAGCCAACGUACUACCCCAGAAAUAGUAAACAUGAUUUUUGAAGGAUUUGGUAAAGUCAAAAAAGUUAUACUAAUCCGAGAUAAAAAGACCCAACUGUCAAGAGGCUUUGGGUUCAUUCACUACAAACAUUUAAGUGACGCUAAGUAUGCAGUGGCACGUUGCAAAUAUCUAUGUAUUCACGGAAGGAAUAUCCGCGUGGACUUUUCGAUAUCAGAUAGACCACAUAAGCCUUUCCCUGCAGUGUAUCGACUCAUGGCUAAGAUGCAGAAGAACGUACGUGAUCACAGGGAACAUCAUGAAUAUCGGCACCGUAAGUGAUUAAUUGGAAAGUCUUCAUAGAUAGUAGAAAAUAUCUUUGAUGAUAAAUUAUUAUUUGAGUUGCUUCACUCAUAUAACUAAAGCUCUUGAAAUAAAAAGAUCCUUAAUAAUAUUUUUAAGAAGAAUACUAUGAAAAUAUUUUACUGAUCAUUGAAGAUAAAGGAAAUGACUUCGAAAAGUAAGGUUUUACAAUAAUUCCUUCCUAUUAGAAAUGUGAUUGUAGAAAGUAAAAUAUAAAUAGAAAUAUUAAA